This is a messenger RNA of Strongyloides ratti, 654 nucleotides long. Its product is annotated as Epidermal growth factor-like domain-containing protein. Bases 1 to 654 code for a protein of 217 amino acids. The transcript has a single exon. The record is from RefSeq and is a predicted model, not a curated record. Lineage: Eukaryota; Metazoa; Nematoda; Chromadorea; Rhabditida; Strongyloididae.
AUGAAGUUAUAUAUUCAAUUUUAUAUUAUAAUUGUACUUUUUUGUACUUCAAUAUAUUGUGAAUUUAAUGAAAAAGCUCAGACUAGAGAACACCAUGCUAUUGACAAUUCAGGUAUUAAUAGAACUUGUAAAGAGACAAAAUUUAAUCCUUGCAAGCAUGAAAGUCAAUGUUACUAUACAAAUAUUACAUCUGAAUAUUUUUGUAAAUGUAAUGAAUGUUAUAGUGGACAAUUUUGUCAAGAUAAAGUGUGUACCACUAAAAAUCAAAAUACUACAGAAAUUUAUCACACUGUAUUAUUAUCUGAUUACAUUUACACAUCAAUUGUUGGAAUCAUUUAUAUUUUAGCUUUUUUUAGUACAUUAAAAUUAACAAUAAAAAGUGAUAAGUAUCAGAAAGAAAUUUUAUCUGGUCAAAUUACUGAUAAUUUAUCUGUAACAGUAAACAGUACUAAUAGUAUUGUACAAAAUAUUGCCUCAAAUUUAAAUGUAGAGGAGAGGAAAAAAAAUUUGGAGUUAGAAGAUUUUUUAAUUAAUAAUGAUAUGAUAAAUGAAUUUGAUAAUAGUAGUAGUAAUAAAAAUAAUAAUCAUGAAAAACAAGAAAAAUAUGAUUUAUGGGAUGAAUUGAAAAUGAAAUUAAAAAUUAAUAAAAAGUAA